Molecule: messenger RNA, 1797 nt
Organism: Adineta ricciae
Lineage: Eukaryota; Metazoa; Rotifera; Eurotatoria; Adinetida; Adinetidae
Source: the annotation of a GenBank genome assembly
AUGGAUGAAUGGCGCAUACAACAGCAAACACAUAGAAUGAUAUCAGGUGGCGUAGGUCCUGUUCUCAACUAUCAUUCUAUACGUUCAAGAUCAUCUCCGUAUCCUACUACACAUCAAAUGAGUGAUUUAAAACAAUCAUAUCCAUAUCCACCGAAUCCACCUACAACAUCUUCAAAUCCUUUAUCACCUGUGCCAACAUCGGCAACUACACCAAAUUCAACUUCAAGUACAACACCGAUAUCGACUCAGAACGAUUCAAAUGAUACGACACCUGCAUCAUCAGACGAAAUUUCGACAACGACUUCAAAUUCUGAUGUUUAUACACCUAACAAUACCACUAUGCCUUAUACACCUGCUCAGAUGGAUCAAAUCCAACAACAGCAACAACAUCAACGAAUGAUGAAUGCCAAAUCAUCAAUCGGUCCGAUGGUAAGCUACAAUGCUGGUCAACAGCAAAUGAUGGCAGCACGAUCUCGUUCAAUGCCAUAUCCAAUGCCACCGCCAUCUCAAUCACAUCAUCCUCACCAUGCACCGAUGUAUCCACAUCCGCCAGGUCCCGUCUGUCAAUGUGGACCGCAUAUGCAUCCAGCAAACGGCCACUAUCCGAUGCAUCCAUCGCAACAUCCCAUGUAUUAUCAUCAACAGCAACAGCAACAACAACAACAACAGCAUCAGCACCAACAAGAAGCAUGGUUUCGGUAUCAACAGCAAGCUGUUUGGAGACAACAUCAUAUGCAACAGCAGCAACACUUGCAAUCUCAUUCGCAACCAAUUCCUAUUCAGCAAAGUUAUGAUGCAAUUUUAGCUGAGACAACAUCUACGACAAAAUUAAAAGCAUCAAGAGCGAGAUCGAAAAAGAAAUCAACUAGUAUACCUACAUUUAACGAAGAGCCAUUAAUGAAAUAUCAACCAAUACCACCUCCGCCGGUAAACAUAUCAUUACAGCAGCAACAACAACACCACCACCACCACUAUCAACAACGUGCAUGCAUGCCACCACAAUCUGCUACAUACUAUCCAUCAGUUCACUCAGCGCCUAAUACUUAUGUACCAGCUCAACAAUUACCACCCCCACCUCCAUCGCAACAAUCAUCUUCAUCUAUUCCACAAGAACGUCCAUUGUACGCUCAAACAUCUCCAUCAACACUUUCUCAUCAUCAAUCUCAAAUCUUCACCAGUCCGCUGAGUAAUCCAAGUACACCGCAUCAACUACACAACAACGGUGAAUUCAAUGGUACUAGUGAGUUCGGUGUACCAUACCAUCAUGGUGCUCCAGGCUCAGUAAAUUCAUUAACGGAUGCGCUUUGUCCUGUUGGUGAUACGACAGAUCGACAAAUGACACCUGGUCCACCGAGUGUUGGUACACCUCGUGUUGCUGCACAUCAAUACUCAUUUCCACAUACACCAUUGACUCCUCAAACAAUCAAUAAUCAAAAUAUGAAUCCUCACACACCAGUCAUGAUGCCACCAACGCCAAAUCCUCUUUCGGCUCCGCCUACACCUCUGACACGUCCACGAUCAUCAAGUGAGCAAACACAAUCAACAACAAAUCAGUAUCAACAAUAUGAACAAAACAAACCAAUGACAAAUGUUGAUGAUCUAGCUGCAUACCUGAAGGAUCCAACAAAUGUAUAUUUAACUGAUGAUGUAUCAUCGACAUUUUUCGAUGAUAUCGAUGCUUUGGCUGAUACUUAUCUUGGGCAACAAUCUAAUGCAACUCAACCAACAAACAUUGAUCAGAAUUCAGUCGAUGACAUUCUUUUAAAUUUCCUUUGUUCGGAUGAUCUUACCAGCUGA